CCCCUCAUGGCCUUCGCCAGAUCUUUUGGCGAUUGAUUGUGAUUGACGAACUUUCCCACGAGCGAAGCGUACCAAGGCCGUCAAUUCAAAUUCAAAUACCAACAGACCAUGGGUUCCCUGGGCGUCGAGCACCAUAAGGUCAUCAUUGUCGGAUGUGGCCCUGUCGGCUUGACCACAGCGACUAACCUUGCAAGGGCUGGAGUACCCGUUCUGAUCCUAGAGCGAAACCAUGAAGUUGAUCAGUCGCCUCGUGCAUCUGCAUACCAACCUUGUGCACAAGCCGAACUACUCGAGACUGGAACGCUAGACGAUGUCAAGGCUCAAUCUGUCAUCAACGAUCGUCUUUCUUUUUGGAUCAACAAAGAACGAGUCGCAUACGUCGACAAGAGAGAAGGAGGCGAACUCUUCCCGGCGGGAAUCAACUGUCCACAACCCCAGUUGGCUGCCAUCCUGCUAAAGCACUUAACCACCAAAUACAACUCCCAUGUUAGAUUCAAUCAGCAGGUCAUCGAAGUGACCCAGGAUGAGGCAACCAACAUAGUCACCGUGACGGCUCUCAAUCCUGUCACGACCGAGCAGACGAGAUAUACCUGCGACUGGCUCGUCGGCACGGAUGGGGCUGGCUCAAGUGUUCGAAAGUUAUGUAAUAUCGCCUUUGAAGGAUUCUCCUGGCCGAAAGAAGAUUUUGUCGCCACGAAUAUCAAGUAUGACUUCUACCAGCACGGCUUUACGACAGCCAACUUCGUCCUGGAUCCCGUCAAUUGGGCCGUGGUUACCAUUCUGGGCGCCGAAAAGGACCUUUGGCGUAUCGCGUUCGGUCUACGGGCUGGUUUAACAAACGAGGAAAUCAGAGCCGAAUUGGACGAGCACUACAAGCACAUUUUCCCCGUCUGGCCAGUCAAGUAUGAGCUGGUUCAACUGAACAAAUACAAACCCCACCAGAGGUGCGCUGAAACAUUCCGGAAAGGCAGAGUGAUGCUGGCUGGUGAUGCUGCACAUAGUAAUAACCCUAUUGGCGGUCUAGGACUAACGACAGGACUUCUGGACGCAGGUCCUCUGGGACGAGCUCUCGGCGCUGUGAUCAACGGUCGAGCGCCCGAAUCACUUCUCGACGUCUGGGCCAAGUCUCGCCGUGACAAGUGGCUCAACUUCACAAACGAGUUCUCCAUCGAGAACAAGAGACUAAUCCAGCGCGGAGGUUACAGUGAAGACCCCUUGGAAAUCUGGAAGAUCGACGACGUUGCCAAGGAGCACAACAUGGAGCAAUGGCUCGCGAUGGCCACGCCGGAGAAGAGGGAAGCAGACCUGAAAUUCUACAAGGCCCUAGAAGAUCCCAAUGUCCAACUCAUGAGCCGCAUGAAGCAGUGGGAAAUCACAAUGGACCCGUCGUGGAUGGCGGAAUAUGAGGAUCCGGAAGUUGUCAAAUACCGAAUUUCACUCCGGCCUCCUAUACUAUCCGCUGGCACGAUGGCAAAUUCUGAAUAGACAUCGCUUUGGGAAUAAGGGCUCAAUGUAUGGAGUUUUUGUACACACAAAGUGCAUUUUCUUUUUGGUCUUUUACUUUCUUCAGAAACAUAUUUAAAGAAUACUAUCCAUGGGUACGAUGAGUUUCGGGCGCACACCUUACAUAUGUUAUCAAUU
Exophiala oligosperma is the source of this 1641-nucleotide messenger RNA. RefSeq lists its product as uncharacterized. The transcript is spliced from 2 exons. Gene Ontology annotation, molecular function: FAD binding. The coding region runs from base 109 to 1485 and encodes 458 amino acids. The record is from RefSeq and is a predicted model, not a curated record. NCBI's taxonomy places the organism in Eukaryota, Fungi, Ascomycota, Eurotiomycetes, Chaetothyriales, Herpotrichiellaceae.